AAAUUUUAAAUUUAUUUUCAUGUUAUAACGUUAAUCGAUCAUACCGUUAUUCAAAUAGUUGGCGCCAUGUAAUAAUCACGUGCUUGGCAGCACUGUUCCCUAAACACUCGCGAUCAGUUCGGGAGAGUUAUGCAGCGCGGUAUGUUUGUUGGCGUCCAGAUUUUUAUUUUGAAUAAUUCUGUGUUUAUUUGUCAUCUAGAAACGUUUAAUGUGUUUAACUUUGAUCAUUUAAGCAUAAUAUAUGUUAUGACGCGUUGAACUGUAGUGAUCACUGUCAAUUUCUUUCAUAAUUACAAGAAUGAGCAAGCCGGUGUUUUUAGAUUAAUACAACGAAGAAACGACAAUUUUGUUAUUACUCAUUAUGGUGUCUUUACGUCCUUCAAGUGUCAUUCGAGUCUUUGCCGAAGUGUGAAUCGUAGCAGUAACAUGUGUUCCUUUUCUUCAAAUGUUCUGUUCUCAACUCAUCAUUCAACUAAGGGUAACACGAAAGGAAAUAAAAUUUCGGCAGGACCAGACGCACCUUGGUUUCUAUCUACCCACGCCAAUGUCCGUCGAAGGGACCUUCGAAAAAUCGAAGACGAGUCACCUGGUUGGAGAAAAGAACGCGGAUCGUCAUCUCGAGGACAGAAAGAACCGGAAUGGAAGAAGCGUCUCGGUGACGAAGCCACGGUCGCGACGGUGGACAAGGUAGGAAGGUCGACGCUGGAGAACCGGAGCGCGGAACAGACAGGACGAGGAAGAAGGAAGGUGGUUACGGCUGAGUGGGUGACGGAGAAAGGACGAGGCUUGGAGGUAAGGUGGAACAGGUGAAAACGAGACGGAGGGGAAAAAAGGAAAG
Molecule: messenger RNA, 838 nt
Organism: Osmia lignaria (orchard mason bee)
Lineage: Eukaryota; Metazoa; Arthropoda; Insecta; Hymenoptera; Megachilidae
Source: RefSeq, a predicted model, not a curated record